AUGGCUGCCAGCCAAUCAGCGAGACCUUCAUCAAUGGGUGUUGGUGAUCAUACUCUACGAAAUUUAAAUCCUUUUCUGGAUCAAGAUGGCUUACUUCGAGUAGGUGGUCGACUGGAUCAGUCAUCACUAGAAUAUGAUAUGAAGCAUCCGUACAUCUUACCCAAGGAUUCAACUUUAUCACGACUAGUUAUUUGGGAUGUUCAUCUACGGUUAUUGCAUAGUGGUACACGCAACACAUUGGCCACUAUACGACAACGCUUUUGGAUCCUUGGAGGCCGAGUUUCUGUGAGAAAGGAAAUUUUACGGUGCGUUAUCUGCUCUCGUUAUCGCGGUAAGAGAGCUCAACAACUAAUGGGUCAACUUCCGCCUCGCCGAGUUACACCAACGCGUCCUUUUACAAAUUCUGGGGUGGAUUAUGCUGGACCAUUCAUUAUCAAAACUUGGCGUGGAAGGAAUGCAAAGAGUUACAAAGGCUAUGUUUGUUUAUUUAUCUGCUCUGCAACAUCUGCAAUUCAUUUGGAAUUAGUAUCAGACUACUCAGCUGAUGCUUUCAUAGCUGCCUACAAACGAUUCACUGGACGUCGAGGUCUUUGCUCAACACUCACCAGUGAUUGUGGUACUACGUUCGUGGGAGCUGAUGCGGAACUCAAACGUCUUUUUACUGCAUCAUCUUCAGAAUCAGAAAACCUCUGCAGAUUGUUAGCAAACGAUGGGACAGAUUGGCAUUUUAAUCCCCCUUCUGCAUCUCAUUUUGGAGGUCAUUUCGAAGCCGGUGUCAAAUCGGUUAAGUAUCAUUUAAAGCGAGUGGUUGGGAAUUUAUCACUGACUUACGAAGAAUUUACUACCGUCCUCUCUCAAAUAGAAGCUGUUUUAAAUUCAAGACCCCUUUGUCAACUAACAGAAGAUCCUGAGGACUUAUCAGUUCUAACACCAGGUCACUUUCUUAUCGGGGGUCCUUUAUCUUCUAUUCCUGAACCGAAUCUGGAAAACGUUUCUAUGCCUAUAUUAAGUCGUUGGCAACUUACUCGACAAAUUAUCGAUAGUUUCUGGGUCAAGUGGUCUAGAGAAUAUCUCCAGCAACAACAAGCGAUAUAUAAGUGGCGAUUCCCGUCAUUAAAUAUUGAAAUUGGCUCUAUAGUUCUCGUGGUUGAUGAGAGAUAUCCACCGUCAAAAUGGCCUUUAGGACGAGUAAUUCAACUACACACCGGCUUGGACAAUUUACAUUCGCCACAAAGUGUACAAAAUUUUUCAAAAUAUCGGAGCAAUAUCGGAGCAUUUUUGGAUAAUAUCGGAGCAUUUUGGAUAAUAUCGGAGCAAUAUCGGAGCAAUAUCGGAGCAUUUUGGAUAAUAUCGGAGCCUUUUGGAUAA
Messenger RNA from Chrysoperla carnea, 1368 nucleotides. RefSeq lists its product as uncharacterized. Gene Ontology annotation, biological process: DNA integration. Gene Ontology annotation, molecular function: nucleic acid binding. The transcript has 3 exons. Lineage: Eukaryota; Metazoa; Arthropoda; Insecta; Neuroptera; Chrysopidae. Bases 1 to 1368 code for a protein of 455 amino acids. The record is from RefSeq and is a predicted model, not a curated record.